This is a messenger RNA of Tetrahymena thermophila SB210, 573 nucleotides long. RefSeq lists its product as hypothetical. The transcript has a single exon. The record is from RefSeq and is a predicted model, not a curated record. NCBI's taxonomy places the organism in Eukaryota, Ciliophora, Oligohymenophorea, Hymenostomatida, Tetrahymenidae.
AUGGGGUAAUUGUGCUUUAAGCAUGACAGCGAGCAUGGAAAUAAUAAUCCAAAUAAUCAAAAUUCUAUAUCAAAGCUGAAUUAUAGCAAAUAAAGUAUCUCAAAGUCUUCUAAUUAGUCAUUUACUGAAGAUCCAAAUAAUUAAUAUAUAUCUAGAGACAUUAAAAUAACAUUGAAAUAAAAAUUAAGUGAAGAUCACGAUACCGAAGAUGAUGACUUUUAAGAUAGCAUGAAAUAAAAUUAAAACCAAAAUUCGAUGGAUGAUAGUCAACAAACAAUAAGUCAUCAUAGAAAUAAAGAUUAAAGUAUUAGAGACAUUUCUCCAUUAAACAAUAAAAUAGACAAAGAGAUUCUUGAUUCAAGUUAAGCAAAAAUUCAUUCAAGCAAAUUAACAAAUACUCAGUAGAAAAAUAAAAAAAAAUCUAAAGGCUCCUAUAUAUUUACAGGCACUUUAGGUCAUAAUAGCUAUUUAGAUAUGUCUUCAUAAUCCAUAAGAAGCAAUAGAGCUUAUACUGAAAGCGAAAUUAUGAAUAAAUAAAGAAAUCCUGUAGUAAAAAGAAACUUUAAGAAAUGA